CCAUGACGCAAAUGAAUUAAUCUCUUCAGAUGCUGUUGCAGCAGAGUUGGUCCUAUUCAGAGAAAGCCGGGUGGAGGACAACACUUGAUGAGCAAGAAAAGCCACAUUGAAGUCUCUGAUUUAUAAAUAUUAUAUUUACGGGAAGAAAAAUAAGAUUAUGGUUAUAGUGUUUUAAAAAAAAAAAAUGGCACAGAAUAAUAAUACGUUAUUACAUCUCUUCGCGGGGGGAUGUAGCGGCACGGUGGGAGCCAUUGUGACUUGUCCUCUGGAGGUGCUGAAGACCAGGUUGCAGUCUUCAGGCAUCACGCUCCGGCCCAUGUUCCAGGUCCAACUGGGCACGCUCAAUGGUACUGGGGUCAUCAGACCAGGCUCAGGCACCAUUACACCACCUGGCCUGCUGCAAGUCUUACGGUCAAUUCUAGAAAAAGAGGGUCCGAGGUCUCUUUUCCGGGGACUGGGUCCAAAUCUUGUCGGUGUCGCCCCUUCAAGAGCUAUUUAUUUUGCUGCCUACAAGAAGGCGAAAGAGACGUUCAACAGUGUCUUCAUCCCCAACAGCGGAGUGGUGCACAUGUCCUCAGCUGGCUUUGCAGCCUUUGUUACAAACUCCCUCAUGAACCCUGUCUGGAUGGUUAAGACCAGGAUGCAGCUGGAGAAAAAGGCGCGAGGGGAGAAGAAGACGAACGCGCUGCAGUGUGCCCGUUACGUUUACAAGACCGAGGGCAUGAGAGGUUUCUACCGGGGCCUGACGGCGUCCUACGCUGGCAUCUCCGAGACCGUGAUCUGUUUCCUCAUCUACGAGACGCUGAAGAAACGCCUGAACGAAGCGCGCUUCACGUCGCCGAACAGCGAGACGGAGAAAGGGGCGUCGGACUUCCUAGGCCUGAUGAUGGCGGCUGCUUUCGCUAAGGGUUGUGCUUCCUGCAUAGCCUACCCACACGAGGUGAUUCGGACAAGGCUGCGAGAAGAGGGCAGCAAAUAUCAGUACUUCUUCCAGACAGCCCGGUUGGUGGCAGUGGAGGAGGGCUACGCUGCGUUUUACAGAGGACUCAUUCCACAGCUUAUCAGACAGAUCCCCAACACAGCCAUCGUCCUCUCCACCUACGAACUCAUUGUCCACCUGAUGGGAGACUCCUCGCAAUGAUCAAUGACAACGUGUUUUGGUCAGGCCCAUCGGAUGGAAGGGCAACAUGAUGUAGCUGUACCCCAAGGCACGUUGGCUAAGAAAGAGACUAUCGUGCA
Molecule: messenger RNA, 1239 nt
Organism: Oncorhynchus tshawytscha (Chinook salmon)
Lineage: Eukaryota; Metazoa; Chordata; Actinopteri; Salmoniformes; Salmonidae
Product: solute carrier family 25 member 33
Exons: 7
Coding region: 185-1141 (318 amino acids)
Biological process (GO): pyrimidine nucleotide import into mitochondrion
Cellular component (GO): mitochondrion
Molecular function (GO): pyrimidine nucleotide transmembrane transporter activity
Source: RefSeq, a predicted model, not a curated record